AUGAUGGUGGUCAUGCGCCCAGACCUGAUCACUUUUUUGAAGCAAGAGCAGUUGAGUACCUUUGUGAUUGAAUGUAUUGUGGUUAAGAAGGGUGAUUCAGACAUUGGAAUGGUAGUGGAUGCAUGUUGUCCCCAUGAUAUAAGAGAAGAGACAGAUCCAGAAUAUUUCUACAGGCAUAUUCCUCUGAAUCGGAUCAAUGGUGAUGCACACUGUUCUUUUCCUUCUUUUUCUGCUGCAUAUGAAGACAUCAAGGAAGGAGAUUCAAGCUCAACAACUUUUAUUGAAUGCUAA
Molecule: messenger RNA, 291 nt
Organism: Lactuca saligna
Lineage: Eukaryota; Viridiplantae; Streptophyta; Magnoliopsida; Asterales; Asteraceae
Source: the annotation of a GenBank genome assembly